Molecule: messenger RNA, 819 nt
Organism: Aspergillus versicolor CBS 583.65
Lineage: Eukaryota; Fungi; Ascomycota; Eurotiomycetes; Eurotiales; Aspergillaceae
Exons: 2
Coding region: 116-532 (138 amino acids)
Source: RefSeq, a predicted model, not a curated record
CUUACUCGGUCGACAGUUGAACUUCAUUCUCCACUACAUCCUUUGUCUGCAUCUAUCUAUAUCACCUUUCCUCUACGUUAGCUGCAGGUGCUCAAUAUUCGAGAUUCAUUUAAAAAUGACAAACCGCCGCCUUCUCAUUUUCCAAGAAACGCCCCUCCAAUCCCCCACCAACCCACUCACCCCAAGCCCAGCAGCCCACGGAAUCCAAUAUCAGCAAGGCCAUGCACAGUUCCAGUACAUCCCAGUCAACAAACUCGGCCUGCCCGUACACGGCCCGGGCUCAUUGCCCGAGGGUUUAGGGGUAGGGAGCCUACUGAACCUGCCUUUGCGGGUGAUCACAGCUUUUACGGAGAUUUUUAACGGCGUGAAGUAUAAGGGGUGGGCAAUUGUAGCGGCGGGGCCGUAUAACGACCCGACAUUGGGCGUGGGCUCACCCGGCGGCGUUGGCGGGACGGGCAAGUUCUAUGCCGUUGUGUUAGAACAGGUUUCGUCUCCAGAGGGUUCUGGCUCCGGAAAUAUCGGGGGCGCAUGAAUUUGAUUAAUUUUUGUAUCUGCUUCUCCUGGUUCUUCUUAUUCACCUCGUUGGAGAGGUCUCGGUUGGUUGCGUUUGGAUGGAGUAUAUAAUAACUACUCGUUACUUGUGACAACGACAUUGAUGACGCGUCAUGGCUUUCAGUGGCUAGAGAACUUGCAGUUGUCGUGCUUGGGUUUUGUAUAGAUUAUUUUCCGCUGGAUUGGGAUGGAUGUGUAAAUACUCUAAUUAAUAUGGAUACCCUGGUUUACUCUGUAUAUGAGUUAGAUGGUCUCAGUCGGCUGGCC